Molecule: messenger RNA, 1499 nt
Organism: Paramuricea clavata
Lineage: Eukaryota; Metazoa; Cnidaria; Anthozoa; Malacalcyonacea; Plexauridae
Source: the annotation of a GenBank genome assembly
CGGGAAACUCUAGCAGUUUUUAGGAAAUCACUUUCUAAAAUGAUAUAAUCAAUUCAGUUCUUCCCUUCCAAAUUUCCUGUUGAAAGGUCGGGAAAAUUGGAGGUGUUUCCACGGCGAAUGCCUGGCCUUCAAAUUCUAUUGAAUUUACAUUUAACUUAAUAGGUAAAGAAGUUAAGAAAUGAAGCAGCUAAGAAGGGAGUUAAGCUGCGGUUGAUGCCUGUUGGUUUUCAAGCAAGACUAGAAAAUACUAGUUGUUUUCAUUUUAAGUAAGUUCGUCCGUUUGUAUAUAUCAUUACCACAAUUCUUAAUUACGAAAUCAAUCACGAAAAUUGCGUUUUCUUCUUACUCAUGUGCGUUUAUAGAACUAAAGCUAUAUUGUGGAGAAUAAAAUGGGAAUUUCCUCAAGCAAAUACUCAUUAUGUUGAGGCAAAGUAUGUUUUUGUUUUUGGUUUGUGAAAGUGUCAAUGUGUUCAUUUUGUCACGGGAUUUUUGAAAGGAGAUUUUCAGACAGAAUGUUAUUUUUUGUCGCGUGAUAGUUACCAAAUCAAGAACUCUGCUAUACUUUCUCUUUACCUCUUUUUUCUGUUCACUACAGGGUAUCAGAGAGUAAAUCGAUCAAAUCGUUGCUGGAAAAAUACUUGCAUCCAACACAUGCAGAUCCUGUCUUCAAGCAAAGGUAUAUAUUAAUUUAUAUAUAAAACUACUAUAGACACAAUAUCAUUCCAAAAAUUGGAAAAUGAAACUAAUUUCUUCAUACGUGCAGUUAACUCUUGUUACGGCGGAUCUCACCGGAUUGUGGCAUCGCAUAAAAAAUUGGCAUGCAUAGUGUAAACACCCUUGUUUUUUUAUUCCGGUAUAGUGUAAUCCCAGCCUAGAUCCUGAGUACAUUGAGCUGCUAAGCAAACUCGAUUUUGAGCAGGGUGUGUUGCGUGGGCAGUUCUCACACUUUCAUUUCUCGCCCACGUGUUGUGUCACCUGUUCAAAAAUCGCGAAAUGCGGACAUUUUGCGAGGCAUGCUUGCAUAAAUACAAUAGUAAUGAUAAUCUGAUGUGCUUGGAGAACUCGCAGAAAUGAUUCUGAAUCUCUGUCUCAACAUUUACAAACUAACAACAAAACUGGCGAUCAUGUUACUUUCUAUCGUUUUCCGGCUCCAAAACGCUGGAAAUAGACGAAAAGGGGGCCAUGGAUUAUUGCGUGUCAUUAAGGAGACUCGUGCAUUCAGUCAUUCGUGUGCAUGAAAGACAGUUGCAUAUGUAGCUUGCAGUUUGUCGGCGAAAAUUAAUGGGCCAACUCAAAAUCUCCUCAAAAUCUUCAUCCCAUAUCAGCUAUAAGAAGCAAAGAAAAGGUUUGUCGAAUGUAUUUGCGUGUUUUAUUGUAAUAUUUACCUUGCAACGAGUUUAUACAUAUUUAUAUAUUGUAGGUUGAAAGGCUUCAUCGUAAACGCAAGGCUCCCAGACGGCGUUCAGACAUUGAUGUGCCAGCAAGAAAGGGUUAUUUAA